This is a messenger RNA of Perkinsus marinus ATCC 50983, 822 nucleotides long. RefSeq lists its product as hypothetical. Lineage: Eukaryota; Perkinsozoa; Perkinsida; Perkinsidae. The annotation marks the transcript as partial. The record is from RefSeq and is a predicted model, not a curated record. The transcript has 8 exons.
AUGGAGGAUGUGACUUUAUGUGGCCGCCAAAUUUUCGCCAAAUGUGUGAUGUAUAAUAUAACGGCCGCUAUGAGGCGUACCUUGUGGGUGCGGAGGCAUUUGGUUAUAGAGCAGAUAGCAGCGUUAGAAGGAGAUAUAGUGUGUCUGCAGUUUGUCUGUAUUCCUUAUGAAUCGUCGUUUAUGCGGCGCAGUGGGCUGAUGAAAACAGCAGCAGUUAUAGUGAAAAGGGCUCGACGAGGGCAUGAGGGAUUGACGAAAAUUGCAUCCCGCAGUUUGAGCGAGAUCCCAGCUGAGUCAACGACAGCGUCUUCGAUAGCAAUAACGGAUUGCAAUGGUGAUAGUGGUAGUAGGAAGCUGGUUGAAAAGACAGUAUUAAACGGGUUUGGGAAAUUAAAUGGAAAUGGUCAAAGCAUGGUACGAGAGAUUGAGCUGCUGUGUGGGAGAACGAAGGAUAAAGGCGGCAAGAUUGUAGACUUUGUAGAGCAGCUGCACUCAAGGGGGCUUCGGGAGGAUAUGUUGAGUUGUUUGCCUACAGACUCCUUGGUGAAAAUUCUUCAAGGGAUGAGCAAUCGUGUGACGAGUAAAAAAUCGAAAAUUAACGGACGAGCAGAGCAACUGAUUAAACACAUCGCGGAGGUGGUAUCGGAGAGAGCUCAGCAGGGAGAUAUGCAAUUGGAAUCGCUGAUUUACUUUUUAUUGCGAAUAACGCAGCUCGAUCGGCUUGAACUCCUCCAAGUUGCGGCGAACCUUCCUAUGCAGCGGUUCGAUGAGUUUUAUACUACCGGCGAUCGGGGAUUGGGUUUGUUAGCUACAGCAUUACAG